Ziziphus jujuba (common jujube) is the source of this 2730-nucleotide messenger RNA. Its product is annotated as probable LRR receptor-like serine/threonine-protein kinase At5g10290. The coding region runs from base 821 to 2404 and encodes 527 amino acids. Gene Ontology annotation, biological process: protein phosphorylation. Lineage: Eukaryota; Viridiplantae; Streptophyta; Magnoliopsida; Rosales; Rhamnaceae. Gene Ontology annotation, molecular function: protein binding; protein kinase activity; ATP binding. The record is from RefSeq and is a predicted model, not a curated record. The transcript is spliced from 13 exons.
GUCUUCUUUAAAUAGUAUAAAAUAGUAAUAAAAAAAUUAAAAUUAAAACAAAAAAGAAAAAAAAAAAGAAAACAUUUUACAGAAAAAAUAGAGAAGAGAAGGUUCGCCUGUAGUAGAUUUGCUGUAACUGCAUUCUCUCUCUCUCUCUUGCUGAGUAGUCAGCUCAAACAUCCAGCUAGCUCUCUCUGUACUGCUCUCAAAGCUUUUAAAGCUAUUUUUGGCUUUUUGCUCAAAUUUCUUCAAAUUCUUCCCCCCAACAACCCUUUUGCUUUCUUUUUCUUCUCCAAUCUGAUUCUUCUUUCAAAGAAUUUUGUUGCAGAAAUGGCAUUCAUUCAUAUGUUUCUUGGUCAUCAUGGACUCCGUUGCAUUGAUCACUGGAAUUGAUGUCAUUGAAGAUGGAACGGGUCUUUGCAAUUUUGAUACUGUCUUGCUUGUAUUCUUUUGUAUUGCCUGAUUAUCAAGGAGAUGCACUUUUUGCAUUGAAAACGUCAUUGAAUGCUUCUCCCAAUCUGCUUAGAGACUGGAAUCAGAACCAAGUUAACCCAUGCACUUGGUCCAAUGUUAACUGCGACCCUAAUAACAAUGUCAUCUCUGUAACAUUGUCGUAUAUGGGAUUUUCUGGAAUCUUAUCCCCCAAAGUAGGAGCCUUGAAAACUCUUAGAAUACUACCUCAAGAAUAGGAAGGCUUCAAGUUAAUGCACAUCUGAAAGAUUAGAAGAACAAUGCUGGAAGGAUUUGACAGCUAUAAUGCUGGAAGGAUUUGAAAGGUUUAAGGAAAGUUCUUCUUGGUGAAAGUAGAAGCAAUCAUCUGAGGGUGCUGAUGGUGACAAUAAUAGACAUUGUUAGAUUUCCUUAUACAUUGCAAGGAAAUGGCAUUAUUGGUCAGAUACCCAAAGAGUUUGGAAAUCUUACAAGUUUGGCAAACUUGAAUUUGGAGAAUAACAAAUUAAGUGGUGUAAUACCGUCGUCCCUUGGUAAUCUUAAAAAGCUUCAAUUCUUGAUAUUGAGUCAAAAUAACCUGACUGGGACUAUCCCUGAGUCACUCUCCAGUCUUCCAGGCUUGAUUAGUCUUCAGCUUGAUUCAAAUAAUCUCAGCGGUCAAAUUCCUGAGCAUUUAUUCCAAGUCCCGAAGUACAAUUUCACAGGAAACCACUUGAACUGUGACAUAAAUUUCCUUCACCCUUGUGAAACUGAUAGUGAUGAUUCAGGUGCUUCACAUAAGCCAAAUAUUGGACUUAUAAUUGGAAUUUCUGGAGGAGUAAUUGUUGUUCUCUUUAUUGGAGGCUUUCUCUGUUUUCUACGGAGGAGUAGACGAAGAGGAUCUAAGCGUGAAGUUUUUGUAGAUGUUGCAGGUGAAGUGGACCGAAGAAUUGCAUUUGGUCAAUUGAAAAGAUUUGCAUGGAGGGAAUUACAGCUGGCCACUGACAACUUCAGUGAGAAAAAUGUCCUUGGGCAGGGAGGUUUUGGAAAGGUCUACAAAGGAGUGUUAUCUGAUAGCACAAAGGUUGCUGUGAAAAGGUUGACUGAUUAUGAGAGUCCUGGGGGCGAUGCAGCUUUCCAGCGGGAAGUUGAAAUGAUAAGUGUAGCUGUUCACAGGAAUCUAUUACGGUUGAUCGGAUUUUGCACAACCCCAACAGAGCGCCUUUUGGUGUAUCCCUAUAUGCAGAACUUAAGUGUUGCCUAUCAAUUACGAGAGAUUAAACCUGGGGAGCCUGUUUUGGAUUGGCCUACAAGAAAACGAGUAGCAUUAGGCACUGCACGUGGAUUGGAGUACCUACAUGAACAUUGCAAUCCUAAGAUCAUUCACCGAGAUGUGAAGGCUGCAAAUGUGCUACUUGAUGAAGAUUUUGAGGCAGUUGUUGGAGACUUUGGCCUGGCAAAGUUGGUGGAUGUUAGAAAAACUAAUGUGACAACACAAGUUCGUGGGACGAUGGGUCAUAUAGCACCCGAAUACUUGUCGACUGGGAAAUCAUCAGAAAGAACAGAUGUUUUUGGCUAUGGAAUUAUGCUCUUAGAGCUUGUAACAGGUCAACGAGCAAUUGAUUUUUCACGCUUGGAAGAAGAAGAUGAUGUUUUAUUGCUUGACCAUGUGAAGAAGCUGGAGAGAGAGAAACGCCUGGAUGCCAUUGUGGAUCGCAAUCUAAAUGAUGAGUACAACAUUGAAGAGGUAGAAAUGAUGAUCCAAGUUGCGUUGCUAUGUACUCAACAAUCACCAGAGGACCGCCCAGCUAUGUCGGAGGUGGUUCGUAUGCUGGAAGGAGAGGGGCUGGCUGAGAGGUGGGAAGAGUGGCAGCAUGUUGAGGUUACUCGUAGGCAGGAGUAUGAGAGAUUACAGAGAAGAUUUGACUGGGGAGAAGAUUCAGUUUAUAAUCAAGAUGCUAUUGAGUUGUCUGGUGGAAGAUGAGGUUACGAAAAAAUUUGAACUCGUUUCCUCUUAUUACAAUAUAAGCUUGUAAAAUUCUUUUUGGUAGGUUAGCUUGAUGGCUCCCUGAAUGAAGCAUGCUUGUAAUUCCAAUUUACAUAAUCAUGGCAUAUUUCGGUUGUGAUGGUUCGCUGGCGUAAGCUCCUUUUUCUGCUUGGUCUUAUGUUUUUUUCGAUUUGUAUUACAUUUGUUGUUACAUUUUUGAAGUGUGACAAGCUCAAAAGAAUACGUACCUCACAUCUUGUAAUGUGAAACAUGGUAUGAUAUUGAUAUUGAUCUAAAGGAUUUGACCCCAUUCCGGUUUUCAA